GCAUCUCCUUACGAUGCUCCACUGCCUUGUGGGUUAGACCUUUAGGUCAAAGGCUUGGGGUGUGGCCCCCUAAGAUAACCACCUACUUCGUCUGGGCACCCGGGCAGUAUUACAGCCCACAUGCAAAUGAUGGACUCUCUCUAUCUAUGGAAACUACAUUUCUCGCUCCGACUAACAAUCAAAUGAUUCAAAUUAUUAUUAUUGUUAUUUACUACAUCAUUUUUCGGUUUAUACGGCAGCUCGUCCUUGGUGGAAAUUCGACUCUAUCUAAACGUUCUCGAGUCACUGUCCGGUUGAAAAUUGUAUGUUACCACCGAAUACGAGUAUUGAAGCAGUUUUUCUGAAGCCACGUGCACCAUUCAAACUGGCUGCUUUCAACGUUCGCACACUUAUGCAGGUCGGACAACAGAUGGGGCUAGCUAUGUCUUUGGAAAGUCUUAAUAUCGAUGUUUGCUGUCUAUCCGAGACCCGUAUUCAAGACUCUGGUGACGUACUACAAUUUCGAUCUCCAUCUAUCGCUUCUAAAAGCUUGUUCUAUGUGCGCUUAUCCGGGGACCCUGUGACAUCUUCGUCUGGUCUUGCUGGCGUUGGUGUCGCACUAAGCGCUAGAGCUGAGGCAGCACUAAUCGACUGGAUCCCCAUUAACAGUCGGUUAUGUGCUGUUAGAUUAGAGUUCCAUCAAAGUGAGAAGAAAUCAGCGUGAGAAACGAUGUCUUUUCGUCAUCUCCGCCUAUGCUCCGACAGAUUGCAGCCCAGAUGCAAUCAAG
Schistosoma margrebowiei is the source of this 767-nucleotide messenger RNA. The record is from the annotation of a GenBank genome assembly. NCBI's taxonomy places the organism in Eukaryota, Metazoa, Platyhelminthes, Trematoda, Strigeidida, Schistosomatidae.